Planococcus citri (citrus mealybug) is the source of this 927-nucleotide messenger RNA. Its product is annotated as androgen-dependent TFPI-regulating protein-like. Gene Ontology annotation, cellular component: membrane; endomembrane system. NCBI's taxonomy places the organism in Eukaryota, Metazoa, Arthropoda, Insecta, Hemiptera, Pseudococcidae. The record is from RefSeq and is a predicted model, not a curated record. Bases 42 to 908 code for a protein of 288 amino acids. The transcript has 4 exons.
CCGACAGUCGACCUAUUUCAGCGACGACAGUCUUUGGUGAUAUGAUUAACUGUAAUUCGAUUGACGUUGAUUUUUAUUUAUUUUUUUCGGUUCAGAAGCUAAAAAUGUCUAUAAACCGUUUUCAUAAAUUGGAACUCGCGACAGUGGCGAAAUACAUGAACAAUUUGCGUUUGAAUAUUGUGAAUAAUGAUCAAAAAAGGAUCGCUUUGAAAUGGAUAAGAUCUAUGAUGACUGGGUAUUAUUUAUUCAUCGCGUAUUACGGUUUAUUCAAGCUGGAUUUUGCCAGUAUAAGUCAUCCUACUUGGAGAAAUUUGAAAAAUCACUGGUGGAAAUGUAUUACUGUCUGGAAUGUCGGAUUACAAGUUCGAUAUUUUCUGAUGAGUUUUUUAAUCGACCACGUCGACAAUCUUCCAAAAACAAGUCCCCUGAGAAGAAUCGUUAUGUUCGGUAAACGUGUUCAAGAUUACUGUUUCAUUACAUUGGAUGUGCCUUCAUCCAUUUUCGUUUGUUCAUUAUUCUGGUUGAUUCAAACAUUAAAUAGGCCUUUAUUCUUCCCAUCUGAAAUGAGCAAUUGGAUACCUGAUUGGUAUAAUCAUGCUGUACACACGAAUCCAUUUUUUGUCAUAUUUUUCUUGAUGUUUUUCAACUUUCAUAGAAAUCCGCCGGUUACGAAAGCAGUUUUUGGAUUGUGCCUUCUUAGUUCAGCGUAUAUCAUGUGUGUUCUGCACACAAGAUGGACCACUGGCCAGUGGAUAUACAUGGUGAUUGGCGAAUUGGUUGAAAAUACUCCCUUAGCGAUGUUUCUAGUAUUGUUAACCGGUUUUAUAUUUCCUAUCUUUAUUUUAUUGCUAUGCUAUAAAUUGAAUGAUUUUAUAUGGAACGAAAGAAAUUUUAAGAUGUGUAAUUAGAUUUGUGUAUUGUGUUGAA